GGAAAGUGAUGUGUUGUUAAAUAUCUUUUGGCAAGAUGUCGGGCCACGACCAGUUGGUUCUCUGUUUGUGUGAAUUAACAAGGUUGUUGUGGAAGUUGCUGCUGCCGCUGGUGUUUCUGUGCGUGCUGUUGAUCGCCGUCCUGGUCCUGCUGGUGCUGGCGGUGCGCUUCUGGCUUCAGAGCAGCAGGAACGCUCGGCGGGCGAGGGACGGACGGCCCACGGUGGCCUUCUUCCACCCCUACUGCAAUGCAGGUGGUGGGGGAGAGAGGGUGCUCUGGUGUGCUAUCAGGGCGCUGCAGAACAGGUACGUGGACAUCAAUUUCGUGGUGUACACAGGUGACCUGGGAGUGACCGGCCAGCAGAUCCUGGAUGGAGCACGACGUCGAUUCAACAUCGUGCUCCCCCGCCCGGUUCAGUUUGUGUUCCUGAGGCACCGGCUGUUGGUGGAGCCCGGCCUGUUUCCUCACUUCACCCUGCUGGGACAGAGCGUGGGCUCCAUCUUCCUGGGAUGGGAGGCGCUGACCGAGUUUGUCCCAGACCUGUACAUCGACUCCAUGGGCUACGCCUUCACUCUGCCUCUGUUCCGCUACUUGGGAGGCUGCAGCGUGGGGAGUUAUGUGCACUACCCCACCAUCAGCACUGACAUGCUGUCUGUGGUGAGAGAGAGGAACCCCAGGUUCAACAACCCAGACUACGUGACCAACAGUCUGUUCCUGAGUGCCUUCAAGGUGGUCUACUACUGCCUGUUCGCUCUGCUUUACGGCAUGGCUGGCUCCUGCAGCGACCUCAUCAUGGUCAACUCCUCCUGGACCCUCGAUCACAUCCUGUCGCUGUGGCGCGCCCCCAACCGCACCUGCGUUGUCUACCCGCCUUGUGACGUCAGCGCGUUCCUGGACAUCCCACUGGAGGAGGACAGGGACAGGAAGUGCCACUCGAUCGUGUCCAUUGGGCAGUUCAGGCCAGAGAAGGACCACAGGCUGCAGAUCAGAGCCUUCAAGAAGGUGCUGGACAGGAGGAGGGAGGGAGCGGGUGGCAGGGAGGCGCUGAAGAUGGUUCUGAUUGGCGGAUGCAGGAACCAGGAGGACGAGGACAGGGUGCUCAUGUUGAGGGGGCUGUGCCAGGAGCUCGGUGUGGCCGACAGGGUGGAGUUUAAACUGAACGUGCCCUUCGAUGAGCUAAAGAGAGAGAUGGGAGAAGCCACCAUCGGACUGCACACCAUGUGGAACGAACACUUUGGAAUAGGCGUGGUGGAGUGUAUGGCAGCAGGAAAGGUCAUUCUGGCGCACAAGUCUGGCGGUCCCAAGCUGGACAUUGUGGUACCAUUCGAGGGAGGACAGACAGGCUUCCUUGCUGAGGACGAGGACAGUUACGCGGAGGCUAUAGAGAAGAUCUUGACACUGCCGCCUGCCAACCGGAUGGACAUCAGACGCAACGCACGUCAGUCCGUGGCUCGAUUCUCAGAUCAGGAGUUUGAAGCCAGCUUCCUUGCUGCAAUGGAGCCUCUGAUGGGGACACUUGAACGAUGAGACGAGGACUAAGUCUUUGUGUGCGUGUACAGUUAACGGGAUAGUAGCUGUUUGCCACUUUGAGCACCUUUAUAAUGAUGCAGGACUGAAUUUACGCUGUAGGACUGGUGACAAUAUCUGAUUAUUACUGAUGCAGAGAUGGUCGAGGGCUGUUGGAAUUACUCUGCUUUUUGUUUUUUUUCACUGGUGAGUCAAGAAAGUUUUCUCAGAAGAAUGUCCGAGCACAGUUUAAAUAUAUGACGCGAUAUCAGAGUUUUUUUCAGGUGAAUUUAGGUACAGAUAGAAUCUAAUUCUGACCAGGCAGCAGUGACAAUAUCAGGUCUUUGCCUCUUAGUCCAGCUACAGAAAAUUGUGUUGUUCUGUUAAAGUUGUGUUUGUUAAUACUAGAUUAUCCUGUGAAAUUACAGUUCAAGUUAAUUUCUUACAGGACACAUUCCUUGUCAGUAGUUUAAUUAAGAAGAAAUGCAUUUAUAUUUAAUAUGGUAAAAAUGGCUGAGGGGAACAAAUCAGACAUCUGAGCAAUGUAACGGGACUAAACGCAAACAUAUUUAUUGUUUACAAGAACAAGAACUCUCUACAUGCCCAAAAUGUGAAGUAUUUUUGAUAUUAUGAAUGUAAUAAAGAUAUGACGGGAGGAAAGC
Molecule: messenger RNA, 2167 nt
Organism: Plectropomus leopardus (leopard coralgrouper)
Lineage: Eukaryota; Metazoa; Chordata; Actinopteri; Perciformes; Serranidae
Gene: alg11
Product: ALG11 alpha-1,2-mannosyltransferase
Biological process (GO): dolichol-linked oligosaccharide biosynthetic process; protein N-linked glycosylation
Cellular component (GO): endoplasmic reticulum membrane
Molecular function (GO): GDP-Man:Man(3)GlcNAc(2)-PP-Dol alpha-1,2-mannosyltransferase activity
Source: RefSeq, a predicted model, not a curated record